Seminavis robusta is the source of this 1183-nucleotide messenger RNA. The record is from the annotation of a GenBank genome assembly. NCBI's taxonomy places the organism in Eukaryota, Bacillariophyta, Bacillariophyceae, Naviculales, Naviculaceae.
ACAAACAAAGCUCACAAUUUGGUUCUUCGCAGACUCAAAAGCAGGAAGAAGAACAUCUACAAACAAACAAACUAUUUUUUAAUAAUCAAUCGAAACACCAUGAAACUCUCUACUUCUGUCAUCUCCUUCUUGGGCUUCAUCGCAGUUGCCCCUUCCGUCGUUGAAGCUAUAUGCUUCACUGGCACCGCCAACGAGGUGGCUGCAAGCUGUAAACAAGCUUACCCCAAUAAUCCCAACUUACAAUGCUGUAUUAGUUUUGAUGGUAAAAAUGCUUGCUCUUGGCCGGAUGAUAUGAAGGUGACGGUAUGCACAGGAGCCUGUAAGGGAGAAGAGGCAUGCGGGCAGAUUGCUCAACCUACGACGUUUGAACCUGGGAGCUGCCGAGGAGCCAAAGCCUGCUAUGGCUUGACUGCUAAAUUCAACGAAGCUAAAAAGGCAUGCAACGAACCCAUCAGUGUUGAAAACUACAGUUGUGAAGGGACAAGAGCCUGCUACGGCGCCGUGUUGGUCCCAGGUCCUGGCCAUGAAAUUGGUUAUGGAAGUUGCACUGGUACAAGAGCUUGCGAGAAAUUCGUUGGUCGAGUUGGUGCCCACAGCUGCGUACAAGAUGGUGCAUGCGACGGUGCGAGUGUCGAAAUGGUGUAUUCUGUUGAAGAUUGCGUUCCCCGGUUGGCCGGUGCCUCGUACCGACCUGGAGAAGGCCCUAAAAAACCAAAGCGCUCUGAAAGACCAGGCAAAUCGGACCGUGGCGGCGGAGGCAAACCCCGUGGCCCAAAACGACGUGGAGGCGGCCGCGCUCUUCAAGUUGUUCGCUAUGCUGGUGCAAACCGUCCUAGUGCUAGUGACCGUGCCCAAGCUCUUGCUGCCAAGGCCGCCAAGGCCGCCGCCAAGGCCGCCGCCAAGACCGCUGUUAAGGCUCCGGCUGUUAGGGCUCCGGCUAAAGGCACUCGUGGUGGAGUCAGAGCCGCCUCGGGCGAGCGAUGUGUACCUGAAGGGUGGAGGUUCAAAAUUGUUGAGUCCUUGGCAGAUGGGUUCAACUUGAAAACUGGAAAAUGCAACUACCUGAGUCCUAAAGAGUGACCUUCCAAGAAGUCCAUGUGAAACAAAAUUAAGUGAAUAAGAGCUUCAGCCUUAAAAAAUGAUCGUACGAAUAUAGACAUUCUGGUAAUCGUCUGUGAAGACA